Messenger RNA from Mercurialis annua (annual mercury), 578 nucleotides. Its product is annotated as auxin-responsive protein SAUR21-like. Bases 154 to 441 code for a protein of 95 amino acids. The transcript has a single exon. The record is from RefSeq and is a predicted model, not a curated record. Gene Ontology annotation, biological process: response to auxin. NCBI's taxonomy places the organism in Eukaryota, Viridiplantae, Streptophyta, Magnoliopsida, Malpighiales, Euphorbiaceae.
AAUCUCAUCAGAUUUUUCUCACAUACACAAUCGCAUUUAUAUAUACACAUAUGUAUAAACCCUUGCUAAAUCCAACCCAACUCAAAAUCUAAAAUCUCAUUCUCUUACUUGUAAAACAAGUUUUCCCAUUAUUUUUGCUAUCUUUAACCAAAAAUGGCCAUUCGUUUUCCUGUAAUUUCACUUGCUAAACAAAUUCUUCGCCGAUCAAAUUUGGUGGCGAAUCAAGCAGCGAAAGAUGUUCCUAAAGGGCACUUAGCAGUAUAUGUUGGAGAAAGCCAAAAGAAGAGGUUCAUAGUUCCGAUAUCUCUUCUGAAUCAGCCUUCUUUUCAAGAAUUAUUAAGAAAAUCUGAGGAAGAGUUCGGAUUUAAUCAUCCAAUGGGUGGUAUUACAAUUCCUUGCAAAGAAGAUGACUUUAUCGAUCUUACUUCACGUUUGCGUUGAUUACCGAUGUAUAUUUAAAUCAUCAUAAGACAAUUUUGUAGUUUUUAUUUUUCUAUCUAUGGAUGGGGGAUAUGUAUUUUUAAUUUUUUUGAUACCUAUUUCCAAUGAGAUUAAUCAGAGAUAGUUGUUUCACUCAA